UGUUUCAUCACUCCCAGAUUUCACUGCAUGAGUGCGCGUGGCUUCCUCUCUUCUCUCCUCGAGAAAACAAGCAGCCUCUUUCACUGCUGGAGCAGCAGAACCUUUUAUCGUUUCGCCUUUCUUUCUUUCUCUGUUCUGGUAAAAUGGCAGGCUCCUCAUCAUCCUAUUUCUUUCCUCGAGCUACAUUUUCUAGGUCUUUGCACUAAUACCAUCCAAUCUUAUGAUUCUUUCCUUUCCCCUCCAUUAUUGCUUUUUUCACGCUCUUGAUUUGACCAUCAUCAUCUCAUCCUGUUGAACAGAGAAUCACUUGCUCUUUGCGUUAAGACAUGUGGUACCUACAAAGCUAAUAAAGCUCUGGCUACAUUUUCUUUCUUCCCAGUUCUUUCGCAUCAUUGGAUCGACGUUUGUUCCUCUGUGCCGUCCUUUUCCUUCCCAUUGUAUCAUUGUACGGCUCUUCUGUUUUCUGCCGUGGUUUCCUUUUUCUCUGCUCUGGUUUGGGAGAUUUUUGCUUUGCGGGUUUUGGUGAUCUUAGUCACUCGUCUUCUUCUCCUCCUUCCUUCUUGGUUUUGACUUUGGAGAGAUGAAUGAAUCCACGGGGCAAACGACAUCGUGUCUGGCGAUAACGGAAAAACGGCCACACAGACCUGGUGGUUGUGUGGGCAUUUUCUUUCAGCUUUUGGAUUGGAACCGAAGAUUUGCCAAGAGAAAGCUCUUCUCCAGGAAAUUGCUUCCUCCAGCUGGUGCAAAGCAAUCGUCAAAAAAGUUUGGAGGGGAUGAGAAGAUGCCCAAAACCAAAUCUCAUUUGAUUGCCGAUGAGAACAGCAAGGGGUUCCCGAAUGUAAAGAAAAAUGGGAACCGUAGUGAUAGUGCACAGCCAAAGCACGAAAUGAGAGCUGCCGGUUUGGUUGCUAGGCUUAUGGGUCUUGAAUCUUUACCAGCAGUUCAUCGAGAUAAGCACAAAAAAGUUUCAAAUUCUCCUCCUUGUGAAGUUAAAGAAGAGAAAUUUGAUAACUGUAAUAGUGUGUCUGAUAUUGAACUUCUAAACUUGGAGAAGGGAAGCACUAAGGUUGAAUCUAGGCCUCCAAAGCUUCAAAAGACAGGCCAGUUUGAGAGAACGGCAGUGACUAGGUUUGGAGCUGAAGCUUUGCAAAUCAGGAAUGUAUUGUCAAGAGGAAGAAAACAUCAUCAUCCCAAGCUUGCUUCAUCAGUGAAGAGUCCUAGGAUAUCGUCUUCCAGGAAUUUGUCUAGGGCGUCCAGGUUAAUUGAUGCUGCUACUCGGAUUUUGGAACCUGGGUUGCAAGCUACCAAUAGAGCAAAAUGUGCUAUUAAUUAUUCAAGUUCUACGAAUUAUAUUCCGAAGAAUGAAGUUUCGAUGGAUGGAAUGAGAUUGGGAGUCAGGUCACCAGAUUUACUGAAACAGCAAAGAAAUGAUGUCAACUAUAAUGUGGAUGUGGAUAAGUCUUUGAUGGGGCAGUCUUCUUGCAAAAAUUGUGGUAAUUUGCCCGAUGUAGUGGAUUCAAGACCGCCUGUGGAGGAUCAGCCAUUUGUUUGUCUAUCCUCAGCUGCAAAUGUGGCAAAUAACUCUUUGCAGGGGUUGGAAAGGAUCAAGCCAAGGCCUCCCAUUUCCUCCCCUGAACAAGGAAGGGAUGUAGCUUAUCAGAGAAAUCAUGUUCAAUUAUCUACUGCUGCUGAAAGACUAGAUAACAUGCGGGCUUGUAGCGAACCUGUGUCUUCAGAGGGUCAAGUGCCACGGCAAUUGAAAAGUCAGCAGUGCAGGCCUCAAAAGGAUGAGCAGUCUUCUAUUGCUUUCAGGGAAAGGACUGCGACCCGAAAUGAGAUUUCAGUAGGUAAGGGUAGAAUUCCACCAAAAGCCAAAUUAAACAACCUGCAAAGCCAGAGAGCUUCUUCAGCUGCCAAUGCUAUUACUGGAGCCAAAGAUUUUGUUGCUUUGAACAGAAAUUUAAGUGGUCGCACCAGGGCAAGGGUGUCCACCAAGGCAGAUAAUUACAUGGUUGAUAGAGAGAGAAGAUUUUGCAGCAGGAGAGAUGAUUCCUUGUCGCAGUUAAGGACACCAGUACGUAAGCGGAGGACUGUAAACCUUAAUCCACAAUUUGAUAGUACCGGACUUGUUAGUUCAACGGCUAUGAGACAGAAAAACGUUGAGUGUGAUUUUGUGAGUGGAAAAGAAUUGGAGCAUAAUGCUCACAAUGCAGACCGUGCGUGCAUCAAAACCAGAUCAACUGUUCCGGGUGAAGGUAAUAGAACUCAUGGCAAUAAGGACAAUGAUGUCGUAUCUUUUACAUUUAAUUCCCCAUUGAGGCAUAAAAAUUUCAUUUCCCCGGGUCGGAAAGAGACGAGUGAUCACAUUGAUAAGAAUGCUUCUCACCAAAGAACAUCUUUGCAAAGGCAAUUGCCAUUGAGAGGAGAUACUUUAGGGGCACUUUUGGAGCAAAAAUUAAAGGAACUAACCUCUCAAGAAGAGGAUGAAUUAACAAAUGGAGGUAAUAACCCGAAGAGAUCAACUGCUAUGAUUCUACAAGAGCUAAUAUCAGCUUUAACUGCACAACAGCAUUUUUCUCCAGAUGAUCAUAUGUUCAGUGCAGAAACAACUUCCCAGACUGUAGGAAGGAUUGGAGGGACUUCAGUUGGAUUUUCACAUGAUGGUGACCACUUGAGUCCUGGAUCUGUUCUCGAAGCUUCAUUCUCAAAUGACAGUUGCAUUUCUAGCAGUCUGGAUGAUAGUUCAGGGCGUAGGCUGCUUUAUGACUCCAUGGAUUACUCGUAUGAUCAGCUACAACCAAUAGAAACCGACACUGACCUUCUGGAUUCUGCAACCUCUACAAAUGAUGGGUGUAUGUGUUACAAAAUGGUGACCGAUCUUCUUAACGUUAUUUCUAGGAUAUUACAGAGCAUCAGUCUUGCUGGCGGUGGAUUAACAGGUAGCAGGCUCACCUAUGCCAAGGAAGUUAUCUUGAAUGCUGAACUGUUGUUUGGAACCGCAUCUCGACGUAAUUCAGAUAGAACGAAAAGUUUCCUUAUAUGUCCCAUUCUUUUUGAUGAACUUGAAACUGUUGCUGGAGCCCUGUGGACAAACUUCACUUGCCUGGGGUUUGAGGAGAGCAAGGAGGGUAGCAAAGAUAGUCAAGUUAGAAGGUUUCUUUUUGAUUGUGUGAUAGAAUGCUUAGAUUCAAAAUAUAGCAGGUACUGUAACACCGGAUUCAAAGCAUGGAGAAGAGUCCCCUUAUGCAUGAAUACAGAAAUGCUGAUUGAAGAGGUUGGGAAAGAAGCCAGAAGAUGGACAAAUUUGGCUGGCAUGAUUCCAGACCAAAUAAUAGAAUGGGAAAUGAGUUAUUCCUUGGGAAAAUGGACGGAUUUUGAGAUUGAAGUUUUUGAAACUGGCGCUCAAAUGGAUUGGGAUAUACUUCAAGUGUUGGUUGAUGAAAUUGUGAUGGACUUAUGGGAUUGCAGGGGGGGUUCCUCAUGAAGUGCGUGAAGGAUUGUUUCUUUUUGUCAAUAAUGUGAAAUGUCACAAGCUUAUGUCUAAUUUGGGAGUGGCGUAGUUGCCCAAAAUCAAGGAUGAUACUUAAAAUGGCUAUCGACAUUGUAAAUGCGUACCUGUAGCUUCUUUCUUGGAUGGUUAAAUGUAACUUGUUUUGCCAUGAAGAAACGACUUCAAACGGUUUUCUGGUUGGUA
Molecule: messenger RNA, 3694 nt
Organism: Hevea brasiliensis (rubber tree)
Lineage: Eukaryota; Viridiplantae; Streptophyta; Magnoliopsida; Malpighiales; Euphorbiaceae
Exons: 6
Coding region: 581-3484 (967 amino acids)
Source: RefSeq, a predicted model, not a curated record